AUGAACACAUCACUGUGGCCUCCUGUUUUCCCAAACGUCUCCAGUACACUUAUCAACCACAGAGAAGAGUCCAACAAAACCAGACUGGAUGUUUCAGGAAGGUGUGAGCAGGUCCACAUUGCUCCUGAGGUCUUCCUCACACUUGGACUGGUCAGCUUGUUUGAGAACAUCCUUGUUAUUUUUGCCAUCGUGAAGAACAGGAACCUCCACUCUCCGAUGUACUUCUUCAUUUGCAGUCUGGCCCUGGCAGACAUGUUAGUAAGUGUCUCAAAUGCUUGGGAGACCAUAGUGAUCCAUCUCCUAGCUAACAGGAGGUUAGAUGUCGAAGACCACUUCAUCCGUCAGUUAGAUAAUGUGUUUGAUUCUCUCAUCUGCAUUUCUGUGGUGGCCUCCAUGUGUAGCCUGUUGGCGAUCGCCGUGGAUCGUUACAUCACCAUAUUCUAUGCAUUGCGCUACCCCAGUAUCAUGACCCUAAGGCGAGCUCGUAUAAUCAUUGGCGGCAUCUGGAGCUUCUGCACUGGCUGCGGAAUUUUAUUUAUUCUCUACUCUGAUAUGAUACCUGUGGUUGUUUGUCUGGUGUCCAUGUUCAUGGCCAUGCUGCUGGUAAUGGCUACGCUGUACACACACAUGUUUCUACUGGCAAGAUCCCACGUGAGGCGCAUGGCCAUGCUGCCGGGUUCCAACACAUCCAUCCAGCAGCGGGCCAGCAUGAAGGGCGCCCUCACUCUCACCAUACUUCUGGGAAUCUUCAUUGUUUGCUGGAUGCCACUCUUUCUCCACCUCAUCCUUAUGAUCUCCUGUCCAAAUAACCUGUACUGUAUCUGUUUUAUGUCCCACUUUAACAUGUACCUGAUCCUGAUCAUGUGUAACUCGGUAAUUGAUCCGCUAAUCUACGCUCUGAGGAGCCAGGAGAUGAGGAAGACCUUCAAGGAAAUCAUCUGCUGCUAUGGCUUGCAAAGCUUUUGUAUUUUCUCCAGUAGGUAG
This is a messenger RNA of Trichomycterus rosablanca, 984 nucleotides long. RefSeq names its product melanocortin 5b receptor (gene mc5rb). The transcript has a single exon. Lineage: Eukaryota; Metazoa; Chordata; Actinopteri; Siluriformes; Trichomycteridae. Gene Ontology annotation, cellular component: plasma membrane; cytoplasm. The coding region runs from base 1 to 984 and encodes 327 amino acids. Gene Ontology annotation, biological process: adenylate cyclase-activating G protein-coupled receptor signaling pathway; regulation of metabolic process. Gene Ontology annotation, molecular function: melanocortin receptor activity. The record is from RefSeq and is a predicted model, not a curated record.